Molecule: messenger RNA, 1010 nt
Organism: Chaetomium fimeti
Lineage: Eukaryota; Fungi; Ascomycota; Sordariomycetes; Sordariales; Chaetomiaceae
Exons: 2
Coding region: 111-872 (253 amino acids)
Source: RefSeq, a predicted model, not a curated record
AAUUUGGCCAGGCCGAGCGCGGGCAAAAUGUUUCUCUCUCACAAUGCGAGAGCCAAUGGUUUGGCCGUGUCAGGGGCUCAGCACGUGAGGAUCUGCAAUGAGGGAUUGCCAUGAAGGCCAAGGGCGUCUGGCCAAGUCGGUAUUCCACCUGGACAUGCGCUUUAGGAAGGUCGGAGAAUAUUCUGGCGAGAAGUGAGGCGAGACAAUGUCGAUGCCUAUUCUUCGCACUCGACCGUUGGCUUGUUCGCUACCCGAGCUGUGGGUUGGCGAGGCGCGAGGUCCGACGGAGAUUGGAUCCAGCGAGCAGUCCGAAGCAAUAUCGAUCAAAUCCACCGACUGUUACUCGCAAGCACCAAGGAAGCCCAACCUUCUCACUCCCCUCUGCGGCAAAGCCGAUGAUGCGUGUGGUCGCGCUUGAGUUACGGAGCGGCGCAUUCAGUGUUGGCCGCGGAGUUUAUCGCCAACCUCUUGAACAUCGUAGCCAGCUUGCGCGUCAAUCAGCGGGUUCGCACAGCCAAAAUCGACAACAACGCUACCGCAAAAGGUUUCUGGGCACGAGGAUCUUGUUUCAAAACCCUCCCGAUACGACGGUCGCGGUCCCGCCACGCUGGUUCGCCUCCAGCCGCCUGCGGCUCCGCGUCGCUUCCUCUUGUUGCAGACCUCGCAUUCCAGACGAGCCCCCCAUCGGGUUGGGCCCUGUCUUUCAACGGCUGCCUUUUGCUACACUAAUAAACAACCACUCAGCAAGCACACAACGUUCCAUGGCCCCGGGAUGCGAGGUCGGUGUUGCCACGGUUGUGGAGCCUCCACCCCGGAGUCUGGGACUCGAUGCUCCCGUGGGUUGCCUUCUGUCUCUGUUUCCCCUGGAGUGAGGACCAGAUGACUUGAUCCUGUGAACUGCCCCUUGUCAAACCGUCCGUCACUUUGCGGCGAGGGGUUCAACCCCAGCGAGAGAUCACCAUAGUUGGUCUCGCCCAGACAGCAUCAUCGUGAUCAUUGUAAACGUGACG